Salarias fasciatus (jewelled blenny) is the source of this 6316-nucleotide messenger RNA. It is a transcript of the gene sema6a, whose product is annotated as sema domain, transmembrane domain (TM), and cytoplasmic domain, (semaphorin) 6A. Gene Ontology annotation, biological process: axon guidance; neural crest cell migration; positive regulation of neuron migration. The coding region runs from base 492 to 3536 and encodes 1014 amino acids. Lineage: Eukaryota; Metazoa; Chordata; Actinopteri; Blenniiformes; Blenniidae. The transcript is spliced from 19 exons. The record is from RefSeq and is a predicted model, not a curated record. Gene Ontology annotation, cellular component: plasma membrane. Gene Ontology annotation, molecular function: chemorepellent activity; semaphorin receptor binding.
GCGGGCGGGUGACAGCUGGGAUCGCUGCGCUCCGCUCCAGUCUGGUAAGAAGCUUCAUCUCCAAAUAGGAUGACCGUCGGCUUUUGUGGGAAGGGACUGCGUUCAGCUCCGUAGCUAGAGCCGGGACACCCGCUUGGUUCCGUCCGUUUUCUCUUUUACUUAAGAGGACUUUAGGAGCCCCAAAGUCGCUUUUUUUUUCCUUCUUCUUCUUCUCUCUGUCCUUCUGUCUAGUGUGGAUUUCUGAUGGAUAUUCCGAUUUGAAGAAGGUGCGAUCUGAGCGCGGCAUGUAACAAAAAGCGCAAGAGAAAAGUAGCGCUCGUAUUGUUAUCCCGAAGCGAGCACCAUCCGAACUGCUUUGAGAGACAAAUCUGAUGGAUUACUAAAACGACAGAGCUGUAUCACCACUCCUAGGCAUAUCCAUUCAUGAGCUGAAGGCUGAAGCAAAUCUGCAGCAGAGGAACAUCGGCAGCAGCAGCAGUGUUGGUGCGACCAUGAGGUCAGAGGCCUUGUUACUCUACUUCACGCUACUGCAAAUAGCCGGGGCGGGCUUCCCUGAAGACAGCGAGCCCAUUAGCAUCUCACACGGCAACUACACAAAGCAGUAUCCAGCGUUUGUGGGCCACAAACCAGGAAGGAACAACACGCAGCGGCACAGACUGGACAUUCAGCUCAUCAUGAUCAUGAACAGGACGUUAUACAUCGCAGCCAGGGAUCACAUAUACACGGUGGACACGGACACUGCCAACAGUGACGAGAUCUUUUUCAGUAAGAAAAUGACAUGGAAGUCCAAACAGGCAGAUGUGGACACUUGCAGAAUGAAAGGGAAGCAUAAGGACGAAUGUCACAAUUUCAUCAAAGUCCUCUUGCAGCAGAAUGACGACACCUUGUUUGUUUGCGGAACGAACGCCUUCAACCCCUCCUGUCGGACCUACAAGAUGGACUCCCUGGAGGCUCUGGGAGAGGAGAUCAGCGGGAUGGCACGCUGUCCGUACGAUGCCAAGCACGCCAACGUCGCCCUCUUUGCCGAUGGCAAGCUGUACUCGGCCACCGUAACAGACUUUCUCGCGAUCGAUGCGGUCAUCUAUCGUAGCCUUGGAGACAGCCCGACUCUGCGCACUGUCAAACACGACUCCAAAUGGCUGAAAGAGCCGUAUUUCGUCCAGGCAGUCGAUUAUGGGGAUUUCAUCUACUUCUUCUUUCGGGAAAUUGCCAUGGAAUACAACACAAUGGGAAAGGUGGUGUUUCCUCGGGUGGCGAGGGUUUGCAAGAACGACCGGGGCGGCUCGCCGCGCGUCCUGGAGAAGCAGUGGACCUCGUUUCUCAAGUCCCGGCUGAACUGCUCCAUCCCCGGCGACUCCCACUUCUACUUCAACAUUUUGCAGGCUGUGACGGACGUCAUUCACAUCAACGGGAGGGAUGUGGUGAUGGCGACUUUUUCCACGCCGUAUAACAGUAUUCCAGGUUCUGCGGUGUGCGCCUAUGACAUGGCGGAGGUGGCCAACACGUUCACAGGGCGUUUCAAAGAGCAGAAAUCCCCAGACUCCACCUGGACGCCUUUUCCUGAAGAGAAGGUUCCCAAGCCAAGGCCUGGUAACUGUGCUGGUACUCCAUCCAUGGAGAGGUACAAGGUCUCCAACGAGUUCCCAGAUGACACACUCAACUUCAUCAAAAUGCAUCCUCUGAUGGACGAGGCCGUGCCCUCCAUUGCUAACAGGCCCUGGUUUCUCAAGACCAUGGUCCGGUAUCGCCUGACGCGCAUCGUGGUGGACAGUGAAGCGGGUCCCAAUAAGAACCAAACCGUUGUGUUCCUGGGGUCAGAGAAAGGCAUAAUCCUCAAAUUCCUGGCGAAAAUGAGCAACGGCUUUCUCAAUGACAGCCUUUUCCUGGAGGAGCUCAACGUCUACAACCCUGACAAGUGCAGCAUAGAUGGCGUGGAAGACAAACGCAUCAUUGGUAUGCAGAUAGACAGCAGGAGUCAUGCUCUGUGGGUCGCUUUCACCUCCUGUGUCGUUAAAGUGCCGCUGUCUCGCUGCGAAAGACACGGACGGUGCAAGAAGUCCUGCAUAGCCUCCAGAGACCCGUACUGUGGUUGGGUGUCAGAGGGAGCCUGCAGACAGGUGGUUGGAAACGUCAAAUCAGCUUUCGAGCAGGACGUGGAGCAUGGUAACACAGAUGGCCUGGGAGACUGCCAAAACACAUUUGUGGCGCUGAAUGGCCACCAUCACCACCACCAUCACCACACCCUCUCACUCCCCACCUCCGCCCUCCCCGAGGCUGCCGAGGGCCCCCUGGGGCGCAAGGAGGUCCCCAUGAGUUCAGACAAAGGGGAGGAGCCCUACCUGGCCGUGCCCUCUCAGACCCAGCCCGAAGCCAAUGGUGUGAUCCGCGAGAGUUACCAGAAGGGUCGCGACCAGCUGGUUCCCGUGACCCUGCUGGCGAUCGCCGUCAUCCUGGCGUUCGCCAUGGGCGCCAUCUUCUCCGGCAUCAUCGUGUACUGCGUCUGUGACCACCGGCGGCGGGAUGUGGACCUGACGGGCCGGAAGGAGAAGGACGGCCACCACCUCCACUCCCGGCGCGGAUCCAUGAACAGUGUGACCAAGCUGACCGGCCUGUUCGAGACACAGGCCAAAGACGGCCGCCCCGAGGCCAUCCUCACGCCGCUGAUGCACAACGGGAGGCUGACGCCGAACGGCAAGAUGCUGAUCAAAGCGGACCAGCACCACCUGGACCUCGCCGCCCUCCCCACGCCGGAAUCCACCCCCAUGCAGCCGCGUCGGAAGCCGAGCCGGGGGAGUCGAGAGUGGGAACGAAACCAGAACCUCAUCAACGCCUGCACCAAGGACAUGCCGCCCAUGGGUUCCCCGGUCAUCUCGACAGACCUCCCCCUCCGGGCCUCCCCGGGGCACAUCCCCAGCGUGGUGGUCCUCCCCCUGCCGCAGCAUCAGCACCAGCUCCAGCCUCACCUGCAGCAGCACCAGCCCUACCAGCACGAGUACGUGGAGCAGCCCCAUCACAGCGAUCUGAGCAUGGGCCACGGCGUCAUGGACGACCAGGGCGCCACCCUGGAGUACAAGACAGUCAAGAGCCCGUGUCACAACCUCAGCAUGGUGGAUCCGGACGCGGUGCUGCCCCCCCGCGUCCCCCAACGGGAAGCGUCUCUCACCAUCCCUCCCGCCGUCCCGCAGAUGGGAAAGCGACUGGAGGUUCACUCCUCGGUGUACGGGCUCCGGAAAGGGUCGGCAUCUGCCGCCUGCGGGUCGUCCGCCCUAAAGAAACACAACACCAACUCAUCCAACUCCUCUCAUUUGGCAAGACAUCACAGCUUCAACCGCGUGGAGACUCCUCCGCCCGCACCCCAGAGGGUGGACUCCAUACAAAUGACAGCACAGGGCAUAUCCCUGUCACGGCAGCCCGGAAUGAGCUCCUACGGUUCACUGCCCCGAACAGGCGUCAAAUAUCUGAAGCCCGAUGUCCCUCCCAAGCCUUCCGUAGUGUCACUCUCAACAAAAGUCAAGUCAAGUGACUCUGGCACAUAGUCAUCCUGUUGGCCCAUCAGUCCAAUGUGAAAAGACAGUAGUGAAAGAGGUUUUCUGAAUGAGAGAGGAAGAAAAAAAAAACAGGGAAUACUGUACAACUUGCAUCUCCUUUUAGUGUUUGUUUGUUUUUGUUGUACAGUACAGUGGAACAUGCAACACCGUCUUUUUUUUUUUUUAAAAGGAAAACACUUUGUUUUUAUAUAAAUAUGUAAAUAAUAUACAAUGGUUGUUGUCAGUUGUUGCCGUCACCGAGCUCCCGCUCCGGCUGGCUCCCAGUUCCUCUGUUUACUCACAUGGGAACGUGUGCUACUGAAAAAGAAGAAACCCGUCCUGAAUAUCUCCUCCAUCGGCACCCUGUAGCAUCCAAGACGGCGGCUCUCUUGUUUGUGGUGUCUUUGGCCACCAGGACUUGACUUGAUACUUUAUCAUGCUGGUUAAAGCACACAAGAAGACAACAGGGGGACGGGCAAGGAGGGGGGAGGGGUUGGGUUUUGGAGAGCAAUUGUCGUACAGUAUCUGAGGACGGGAGAAUCUGAGCACUCAGACAGAUCGAGUUUGGACUGAAAGGACAGACAGCUGCUUCGAGUUCUGUCGGAAACUGUGAAAAGCCUCUCAGUGUUACAGCAAUCAAGUCCCGCCUGGCUUUGACUGGAAGCCGGGGCCAGAAGAAUCUUCUACUGUACUGGUUACUGAAUAACACAAUGACUGUUAAUACUAAUAGCUUGUUGUAUUUAUUUUUAUUAAGUGCUUUUGGAAAACAAAACAAAAAAAAAACACAGACUGACUUUCUAGGCUUGGUGAGAGAGAGAGAGGACGAAGAAGAGAUCUUUUAAUAUUGAUUAAUCAAGUGUGAGAUAAAAAAAAAAAUAUUUAAAGUCAUUAAACUGGAGCCAGUAGAACUAUCUUCAAGACUUAAGGUCCACUCGGCCUUACUGUGUGCUCUGAGACCUGCGGCUUGAGAUAUACAUAACCUCUGUAACGGGGAGGAGAUAUUUAUUUAAACUGUGCCAGACUGGGACUUUUACCUUGGUGGACCAGAAUUUCCAUUGUUUUAGACCAAUCAUUUAAAAAAAAAAAGAAAAAAGAAAAAAAAAAGACUUCCUGUAUCUCACCCUUUCACUCCUCCAGUGAGCGUCCCCCCCCCCCUCCCAAUCAGCACUGUGGUUUUUGUGCGAGUCAGAAACAUUCGUCCUGAUUGGUUCGCUGGCCCACCGGUGCCAUCCGAGCUCACCGCUGCAUGUUGCAAAUACAAAGCUGCAGCAACAGCGUGGGAAUCCGCAUACACACAUACAGAAAAAGAAGCUGUACGCGAGGCCGCGGGCGAGCGAGGCGACGCCUCCGCCGCGGAGCGCGUCUCUCUUUUCUCGCGGCGUCGCACGAACGAGCAGGCGGAAAAAAAAAAGAAAACUCUAAAAACAUCUGUGUUGCCUGCUUCUCUUUCCACAUGUAAAUUUGUGCCUUACACCCUAAAGUAGUGACAAUGUUUUCUUUGAUAGCUGUUAACUUUGUCUCCUUGUUGUAUUUUUUUAAUUAUUUUUCUUACGUCAUUUCCCUGGUUUGAUAAGAUGCAAUUAAAGAAUGUAGGUGUUAUUGUUGUAAUUUUUUGUCCGUAGACAUGACACACUUACAGACCCGAGGAAAGAGAGGAAGGAGGAUCCCCCUUUCUCCUCUCACUCUUUCUCUCCAACAUCCACACAUGAACACACGUGCACACAGACACACAAACACACACGUACACACACAAUCAUUUUUGUGGUUCAUUUCAGAUUGUGCCAUUAAUGCGCUUGAAGCAGCCCUUUAUGUUGUGUUGGCAUUGUCGAUGAAGACGUUGUGAGUAUUUUUGAUUUUCUCUUUUAUACAAUUUCAGAGUCCUGGUAUUUGUUUUUACUUGUUUUUUGCUGUCUGUUUGGAGUGAUGUUAAAAUUGACUGAAGAACUGAAAAAAAAAAAAAAAAAAAUUAACACUCGCUACUUGAGAAGGCCAAUGUACGUGCGUCUUUCUGGCGCACUGCAAUAAUGAUGCAAAGACGACAACGCAGCAGACGUACAGGACGAGGCACACGUGAGCACCCGGUCUACUCACACAGCUCCAGGCUUCUUGUGUGCAUCCUAUCCUUUAUUUCCUCGACAGUUAGUCGCAUAAACAGGCUGGUUCCUGUGAAGAAAGUUGACCUUUUAAAACGACAAUAUUAAAAAACUUUUAUUUUAACACUUUUUUUUUUUUUUGUAAAAGGAAAGAGUUUAGAGUUGCUUUUUUUUAUUUUACUUCACUAACUCUUAUUAUCAAGGCCUUAUGAUUGGCUGAGAGUUUGACUAAUCUGACCUUUUCACUUUCAGUUCCUUUGUACUUGAGCAUUUUUAUUGAUUAUGCCCCCACCCACCCCCCGACCCGAGCACCUAAACCUUUGGAGCACUCCUUUAUUGUUAUAUGUGUAGAUAGGUAAAAAAAAAUUUCUUGAUAUCAAACGAUUUUCUGUUUCUCUAUGGAGGAAAGCCAACUACAUCUCAAUCCACAGCUAAAAAUCAGAAGGGAUGCGUAGAAUCUGUGGCCUGACAGACAUGUGUACAUAGACACCUGCUGGGUUUUGGCGACGGGGUCAAAGGGAAACAGAUGAGGAAGGUGUCCGGUCCAAAAACAUGAUUCAGGGUCAGCUGAGACGAGCAUCCCUGUAGUUACGAUCCUCAAACUGCAAAUAACCCAGGAUUAACACGAAGGUGUGUGUGUGUGUGCGUUCACUCCAGACUUCAGAAUACCACUGUGUUGUAAUGUGGUGACUGGGC